Molecule: messenger RNA, 938 nt
Organism: Theileria parva strain Muguga
Lineage: Eukaryota; Apicomplexa; Aconoidasida; Piroplasmida; Theileriidae
Product: putative integral membrane protein
Exons: 1
Coding region: 1-921 (306 amino acids)
Source: RefSeq, a predicted model, not a curated record
AUGUUUAAAGCACAGUUAUUUCAAGCUGCUUUGUCUAUUACGAAUUAUCUACAGAACUCCUUUUUGGAGGAACCUCGUAAUGAUUCGACUAAUCAAAAUGAAUAUCAUAAAAAAGAAAAGGAAGUCAAUUAUAACAAUCCGCCCAAUUUAUUAAAGUCUCUUUUUGACUAUGGAAGACCGUAUUUUAGGUUAGAUUACUCUCAGGCAUUAAACAACAUCCGUUGUUUGGUUUUACCCAUUGGAAAAGUGAAACAUUUGACUCCUGAUCUGUAUAUCCCUAGUAUUUCUACUUCAACUUUUAUGAUCGCAUCUUCUAUAUUGUUAUGUAUUAAAUCUAAAGGUAAAAUGACCUUUGGAGACGCUUUAUCCAAAACUCUCACAAAAUUUGUACUUGUAAAUUUAUUCGAAAUAUUAUUUCUCGGCUCUCUCCUUUAUUUCAUGUCACAUUCAAACGUAUCUGAUACUAACGAUACUAGUAAACAACAGGUUGACUAUCAACAAAAUCAAGAAGCAAUUAAUCAAGCAUACGGACACUUUGCAGGCUAUGGUAACACUUAUCAGAACCAAUUUAACGCUCAAAAUGCGGGAAACUUUCAAAGUUAUGGCAAAACAGAUAACACAAACCAAGGGAACACGACCAUGGUCCAGAAAACGAAGGUUAAGUUUCCCGAUGUGUUGUUUGUUAUAGGAUAUAAAUAUGUUUUAAUAAAUUAUUUCUUGUUUAUCACCAAUUUGAUACCAUUAAAGAUUAAUAAAAUAGUGUCAAUGGUAUAUGCUGGGAUUUCAUCUCUUAUUUUUUCAAUUAGAUCAAUUAAAUCGCUGAGAAUCUUUCAGGGGAGUCGCUCAAAUCCCUUUAUUUUCAUUUUCCCUGUUUUUCAGCCUCUAUUUUUUUAUAUUUUAUUACCAACUAAUAAAAUUUAAUAUAUUUAUAAAAUUUA